Messenger RNA from Ruditapes philippinarum (Manila clam), 1302 nucleotides. Its product is annotated as N-acetylneuraminate lyase-like. Gene Ontology annotation, molecular function: 4-hydroxy-tetrahydrodipicolinate synthase activity; N-acetylneuraminate lyase activity. The record is from RefSeq and is a predicted model, not a curated record. Gene Ontology annotation, biological process: N-acetylneuraminate catabolic process. NCBI's taxonomy places the organism in Eukaryota, Metazoa, Mollusca, Bivalvia, Venerida, Veneridae. The coding region runs from base 119 to 1078 and encodes 319 amino acids. The transcript is spliced from 10 exons.
GAUGUAUAAAUUAUCAUAUAUAUGUAGAUGAUUAUAGGUAUGUAGGAUAAAGUGAGUGUAUUUAACUACAACUAUACUCCAUUUACGUACAAUAAGGAGAUACACGAACAAACAGAUAAUGUCUUCGAUCGGAUCUUUCAAACUUGAAGGUUUGGUACCUGCGGUUUUUACACCGAUGACAAAAGAUGGGGAAGUCGAUUACGACAAGUUUGAAAUGUAUUGUAACCAUCUUACAAGCAAAGGAAUCACCCAAAUAUAUGUAAAUGGAACAACUGGUGAAGGUUUCUCGUUGACACUCGAAGAAAGAGAAAAGAUUGUAGAAAAGUGGAUAGAGGUUGGAAAAAAGAGUGGUAAAAUAAAGUCAAUCGUAGUGCAGGUCGGUGCUUUGAAUCUUCACGAUACAAUAGCAAUGGCGGAACAUGCUGUGAAAGUUGGGGCUGAUGCAAUUGCGACUGUACCACCACUCUUCUUUAAGCCAAAAACAGUGGACUAUCUUGUCAAAUAUUGUAGAGAAGUUGCGAAUGCUGCACCAAACCUUCCGUUUUAUUUUUACCAUUUGCCUGGGGCAACUGGUGUUGAACCUUGUGUUGAAGACUUCUUAAAAGCUGCCGUGAAAGAAAUACCUUCACUCGUGGGUGUAAAAUUCUCCUCAAAAGAUUUGGUUGACCUUAUUGGGUGCGUACACGUUCCAGCACCAAACAGAGAUGAUAAAAAGUUUAACCUCAUGUAUGGUUGUGACGAGAAACUUAUGGCGGGUAUGAUCAUGGGAGCUGAUGGAGGUGUUGGCAGUACAUAUAACUUUAUGGCAAGUGUCAUCAGGAAAAUAUUAGACAACACAGCAAAGGGUGACAUCAACGAAGCACGUCUUCAUCAGUACCGUACUCAGCAAACUUGUAAAGUAAUGUAUAAGCACGGCGAUCUUCUUGGUAACAACGUUGCAGCUCUCAAAGCCUUCAUGACGUUGAUAAAUGUUGACCUUGGUCCAGCAAGGUCACCCAUGAGAGGUCCAACUGAUCAGGAAUUAGAAGAAUUCAGGACAGAGCUGCAGGAAAUUGGAUUUUUCGAUUGGUAUAAUUAAGGUAAAAUCAGGUGCAUUUGUAGGACAAGAAGUUAAAACACAAUAUGGAACCUAUAAGAGACAAGAACUUUGCUUUGUUGAUACUAUUUGUACCUUGUACUAUUUUUAAAGAUCUAUUUGUGCUUCAUAAUUCAUAUAAGUACACAUCUUUACGAAGACAAUCAUUUGUAAUGAUUAUAAUUUCAGUAUAAAAUAACAAUAAAUCAAGCUAUGUUUGAAAAUGA